This is a messenger RNA of Pseudonaja textilis, 1199 nucleotides long. The record is from RefSeq and is a predicted model, not a curated record. Lineage: Eukaryota; Metazoa; Chordata; Lepidosauria; Squamata; Elapidae.
GCGCACGCGCACAUAAGACUCACCCCCACUCCCGAUGGCGGAGCCUGAAAGGGAAGUUGGGAUGCUGCAAGCGAUGAAGCGUUGUUUGGCUGAUUUCCCCACCGAAGCCCGGGAGUUGUGUUGGUCAGAAUCAGUGCCGUACCUUGAUAUUCUUCCACCUCCCCUGGAAUUCUACCGGGAAUGGAUCUGCCCAAACAAACCAUGUAUAAUCCGAAAUGCUUUCCACCACUGGCCGGCUCUGAAGAAGUGGACCUUGGGUUACUUGAGGCAAAAAAUGGGCUCCAAGCUGGUGAGUGUGGCAGUAACCCCCAAUGGUUAUGCUGAUGCGGUUUAUCAGGACUGGUUUGUUAUGCCAGAGGAGCGUCAUAUGCCUUUCAGUGCUUUUUUGGACAUUUUGGAAAAGAAGAUAACUUCUCCAGGGGUGUUCUAUGUGCAGAAACAGUGUUCAAACUUGACUGAGGAAUUUCCUGAACUUAUAGGUGAUGUGGAGCCUGAGAUACCUUGGAUGAGCGAAGCACUGGGAAAGAAGCCCGAUGCUGUGAAUUUCUGGCUGGGAGAAUCUUCUGCAGUGACUUCAUUUACUUCACCUGGACAGAAUUUUGGAGGGAAGAAAGUGGGUGGGAGGGAAUCUGUAUUAAGUGGUAAAAUACCCCACGGUGCUCCUAUGAGUUUGCCACAUUGCCCUGAGGUGCUGUGGUACAUACACAGUGUGGGAAUUGCAGAGUUAAUUGUAAACAAUAUACUUCUAUCUGUACUUUAUGUUCCAGAGUUAUAUCCACCAGCAACUUACCACAUCUCAGAAGAUGGAUCAUUUGAUAUUCUAGAAGAUAAAACGGCAGAGAAGGUACCCUGGAUCCCUUUAGAUCCUUUAAGUCCAGAUCUGAAACAAUACCCAGAAUACACUCAGGCAAAGCCUUUAAGAUGUAAUGUGAAGUCUGGUGAAAUGUUGUAUCUUCCUUCUCUUUGGUUCCAUCAUGUUCAGCAAUCACAUGGCUGCAUAGCAGUGAAUUAUUGGUAUGAUAUGGAAUACGAUCUAAAAUACUCCUAUUAUCAGCUGCUGGAUUCUCUCACAAAAGUUGCACAACCAAUUUUGGAUUCUUCGUGGAACACCUAACCUUUUACAUCUGAUAUGGAACUGUACAUACAAUUUUUGUAUAUCUUUAUUCAUAUAAUUUAAAUAAAUAAUUGCAUAAUAAAUA